This is a messenger RNA of Stylonychia lemnae, 495 nucleotides long. The record is from the annotation of a GenBank genome assembly. NCBI's taxonomy places the organism in Eukaryota, Ciliophora, Spirotrichea, Sporadotrichida, Oxytrichidae.
AUGAAGUACAUUUAGCCAUUUAUUUUGCUUCCUAUGUUCGAAGUUUCAGAUAAUCAGCACAUUUAUAAAAUGGAAAAUUUUCAGGAAACUGACUAGAAAUUCCAAUACUUUAACAGGCCAAAAUAGGAGCUUAAAGUUAUUGAUGAGAUACUUGGGGAGGCUAAACUGGCAAAUGCAUUUACUCAUUGGACAUAUGCUGCCACUGGAAAAAGAUUCAUGAUCACUGAUGUCUAAGGAUGGUAAAUUGAACUAGGUCAUUUCAAUCUAACUGGGCCUAUUGUGUUUUCACCAGUUCCAGAUUAGUUAGGUUAUGUAGACUGGGGCUUAGAUGGAAUGGAAAGUUGGAUGAAGAAACACAUUUGCAAUGACAUCUGCAAUGAUCUUCCAAUGAUAGAAGAUCAAAAUCUUAUUUAUUAAUGUAUGAAUUACAUGGAAUAGUUCUAGAAUAAUAGCUUUUAAGAGCAGAUUAAUGUCAUUUUAGGUAGCCAUAACUGA